AUGAGUGAAGUUUUGGCCCAGCUAGAGUUAGCCUUACUCGCGUCCCAAUAUGAAUCGGUCAAUGAAGAGGGCAUUAAUAUGUCGUCGUUACUCGCAGAUCUUGCAACUCCACUAGCUGAGUUAGAGAACGUGAAAGAUUCAUUUGGAUUUGGAACAAGAGGAAGUAUCGUUUACUAUGCACACUAUGGUACCGGACAAGGUCCCGUGCAUGUUGCUAUUAAACAAUGCAAGUGUCAGUUGCCAGAACAAGCAUUUCUAGCACAGGUUUUAACACUAUCAAAGCUUAAUCAUGAAAAUGUGGCAAAGCUACUUCAUUUUUGUAUGACAAUUGAUAUGGAUUACUAUGUAUAUGAGUUUUCUUCAGGAAGAUCUCUACAUGACAUUCUUCAUGAGGAACUAGAAGACGUGGAGCAGCCGCAUUACUUGGAGAUAAUUCCGGAAUUCCCAUGGUCCAAAAGAAUUAAAAUCGCAGUUGAGGCUGCGAAAGGAUUGUGCUACAUUCAUGACGAGAAAACUCUGAUUCAUCGUAAUAUCAAAUCCAGCAAUGUUUUAAUUUUUAAUGGUGGAAGUACGGCUAAGAUGACUGAUCUUCAUAUAUGCAAUCCAUGUUCUUGUAACUUUCCUCCUAUUCGUGGAGAAAGGCCGCCGUGCGAACUUUAUCAUCCACCAGAAUAUUCGAAAGACGGGGAUAGUCAGGGAGGUGAUGUUUACAGCUUCGGUAUGGUUCUACUCGAACUCUUGACAGGGAAGAAACCACUUGAUCCUACAUUGCCGGAGGGAAUGAACCUUGUGAGUUGGGCAACACCGCAACUAACUUACGAUGAAGGGAUACAAAUGGUUAUGGAUGAUAGAGUCGGGGAAGACAACCCUCUCGUGGCAGUUAAAAAGAUGGCUGCAAUAGCUAUAUCACGUCUUGCAAAUGAAUCCAUUCUCCGUCCAAUGCUGAACGAGGUUUUGAUAGAUCUCCAAGAAGCUUUACACGAAACACAAAACUAUUACCGGAAUCUUGAGCAACGAGCAAGGCUCUGA
Salvia hispanica is the source of this 1029-nucleotide messenger RNA. RefSeq names its product pto-interacting protein 1-like. Gene Ontology annotation, biological process: protein phosphorylation. The record is from RefSeq and is a predicted model, not a curated record. NCBI's taxonomy places the organism in Eukaryota, Viridiplantae, Streptophyta, Magnoliopsida, Lamiales, Lamiaceae. Gene Ontology annotation, molecular function: protein kinase activity; ATP binding.